Molecule: messenger RNA, 1848 nt
Organism: Malassezia pachydermatis
Lineage: Eukaryota; Fungi; Basidiomycota; Malasseziomycetes; Malasseziales; Malasseziaceae
Product: amp-dependent synthetase and ligase
Exons: 2
Coding region: 1-1848 (615 amino acids)
Biological process (GO): fatty acid metabolic process
Molecular function (GO): medium-chain fatty acid-CoA ligase activity
Source: RefSeq, a predicted model, not a curated record
AUGACAGACGACGAAAAACAGUUGACAAAUUCGGAGCUCGAUGAUAUUCUUUUGAACGACCCGAACAACCCUGUCAAGAUUGUUCCACGAGAGGACGGGCUGGGCCAUAAGUUCCAGUAUCCUUUUACCAGCAUGGCGGACAUGUGGAAGCAAGUGGCCGAGAAAUUUUCUGAUCGCGAGUACCUAGUGAGUGAAAGCCGACGUGCUACGUACCAUGAGGUGUAUCGUCUGUCGUGCAUCGUGGCGCACGGACUCCAACAUGAUCAUGGAAUGCAGAAAGGAGAUCGCAUUGCCAUUGUUUCUCGUAAUACCAUUGAAUAUGUGGUUCUAUUUUGGGCAGCCAACCUGCUUGGAUGCAUUGUUACCGGUGUCAACGCGUUCCAAAAAGACGAAGUGAUCGCUGCGUGCAUCAACUUAGUAGGUGCCAAGAUGGUCGUGAUGGAUAGUGGCGCUUACAAGGUAUUGGAGCCAUAUUUGGUCGCUUUGACUAAGGCCCAAACAAUUGCCGGUCAGCGUUCGUAUGGCCGCGUCCAAGGCUUGAUGGUCAUUGCCUCGCGUGACGUCGAAAAGCCACCAUCACGCCGUGAACGCACAUGGCUCACGCAUCCGCGCUGCCGGGUGGACGAUUGGGAUGAUGCUGUGGGUCGAUGGACGCAUCACUAUCCUAAGCGUAAAGCUCCUUCCGUCUCCAUUCGCUUGCAAGACACGGCUUUGAUCCUAUUUACCUCAGGAACGACAUCCUUGCCGAAAGCUGUCUAUUCGUCCAACGACCAAGUGAUUUCCUCCGUCUUGGCAGGCGUGUGGUAUGCUCUUCGUGAGUUUGUCCGACUUUUGGGAGAGUUGCCUGAAGGCGGACUGCCUAGCAUUCGCAAGACCCUUUGUAUGGUUCCACUUUUCCAUGUGAUGGGCUUGCAUAGUGUAUUGCUUUCAAGUACGGUGACUGGCGAUGUAGUGGCCUUUAUGCACAAAUAUACACCGGAGAAGGCGCGUGAACUUAUCAAGCGUGAGCAGCUCACUGGCUUGUUGGGCAUUGGCUAUAUGGUCAAGGAGAUCAUGACCAAAUCUAGUGAUGUGGACUCCAUUACCACGUUCGCUGCUGGUGGCGCUGCGCCACCUGAAAGUUUGUCCAAGGUGCCACAGGACCAUCAGGGUAUUCUCAUGGGCGCCAAUGGGUAUGGAUUGACCGAGACCAACUCGGGUGUCGUGGCCAAUAUGGGCCUAGCCUAUCUGCAGCGGCCAAGGUCUAUUGGUGAGCCUGCGCCAUUCUUGCAGGUAAAGAUCUGCGAUGCGUCGACCGGAAAAGAACUGCCGCGGGGUACACCUGGUGAGCUUUGGAUUCGUGCACCCAAUGUGGCCAUGGGGUACUAUAACAAUCCCAAGGCCACCAAGGAGGCCUUCGAUGAAGAGCGGUUCUUCCAUUCUGGCGACUUGGCCGUCAUGGACAGCGAUGGCUUCCUUUGGAUCUUGGACCGUAUCAAGGAUCUGAUCAUCCGCAAGGGUGAGAACAUCAGCUGUAUUACCGUGGAGUCUGCCGUUUUGCAGCAUGCGAGUGUGAAAGAUUGUGCGGCGAUUGGUCUACGUGAUGAGGACGUGGGCGAGCGUGUCGCCAUUCUCUGCGUGGUGGAGCCUGGCAGUACCGUAUCAGCCCAAGCGAUUGUGGACCUAGCGGCUACGUCGCUGCCGCGGCAUGCUGUACCUGACUAUGUAUGGCUACGCACAGUGCCUUUGCCUCGCAAUGCUACUGGGAAAGUACUCAAGACAGAUCUACGCCUGGAGCUGGAGAAACAUGUAGAGGAGGAGAAGAAGCGUGGAGCUCGUGUGCGAUGGGAACCCCGCUCUCGCUUGUAG